AUGGCCAUAGGAGCGCACCGGUCCUCGCUCCGCGAGGACUCGAUGGUCGCCGCCGGCGUGCCAAGUAUCGACAUCGUCGACGGGUGGCUCGCCGCCUUGACCUCUCUCGGCCUGCUGGGCGUCAUCUUGAGGAUGAAGUUCAGCAUCUAUCCCGACUUCAAGGUAUACGCGCAACAAGAAGAAGUGAGAGAGCGACUAGGCCUCCGCCCCCUCUUUCACUAUCUGUCGCCGGCGAGGCGGGCCCGAUUUCUUCGUGGGGGGUGGGUCGCUGCUGACAUGCCUACACAAGACCACAACCUCGCCAAGGUCCCCAUUGACGAGUUCCCAUGCCGUCCGCACUUGUCCAAGAAUAUGAGAGAGGUCCUGACCCAGUCGGCGAAGAACAUUGACCCCGAUGUGAGUCCCCACUGCCGUCCCCGAUCAGACUUCGUUGUCCUGCUGACGCAGUUUUUUAAACGGAUCUAUCUGAACGGAAUCUCCAAGAGUGUCGUCGGCGAGGCCAUCGUGGUGUACCAGGGUAUAGAUACUAAGCGGGAUGUAGUUAAAGCUGCAACUCGAGAGGGACUCGUAUACUUUCUUCUUCUUCAUGUCCAUAACUCGCCUUCGCGUUGA
Molecule: messenger RNA, 612 nt
Organism: Colletotrichum graminicola M1.001
Lineage: Eukaryota; Fungi; Ascomycota; Sordariomycetes; Glomerellales; Glomerellaceae
Exons: 2
Coding region: 1-612 (203 amino acids)
Source: RefSeq, a predicted model, not a curated record